This is a messenger RNA of Drosophila busckii, 1151 nucleotides long. Its product is annotated as prolyl 4-hydroxylase subunit alpha-1. The transcript has 6 exons. Bases 1 to 1110 code for a protein of 369 amino acids. Gene Ontology annotation, molecular function: L-ascorbic acid binding; protein binding; procollagen-proline 4-dioxygenase activity. Gene Ontology annotation, biological process: peptidyl-proline hydroxylation to 4-hydroxy-L-proline. The record is from RefSeq and is a predicted model, not a curated record. NCBI's taxonomy places the organism in Eukaryota, Metazoa, Arthropoda, Insecta, Diptera, Drosophilidae. Gene Ontology annotation, cellular component: endoplasmic reticulum.
AUGGAUAAAGCAGUUGGAGAAGAAUAUAUAAACACUGCGCAGCGUCUAAGCUUGCAGUUGCCCACUGCUGCUGAGCUUAAGGAAGCUAGUCGUAGCAUUGAGACUCUGGCCACUGAACACAAUCUGCAGCUCUAUCAGCUGGCAGCUGGUAAGCUCUUUGGAAAUGUACAACCAGACGCUGCAUUCUCAGCAUUGGAUUGCUAUGCCAUGGCCAGAUAUAAUAUAAGGGAGCACGCAUACUUGCGCGCAGAAGUUUGGCUCAGGCUAGCGCUGGCCAAAUACCAAAAGAAAGAUAUAGGCCUAAAUGCGCUUUACGGGCUGGCUCAGAGCAACAUGGAUAAGUGGCUGGCCAUACUGCUGAUUAAGCGCAGACAGUAUGAUGCUGCCUUGCGGCAUGUGAACAGCCCAUCUUAUGGUAAAUCCGCCACUGAUCAAGUGCUUCAACACUAUGAGAGUAAAAUGCAGUUCAAGCAGAACUGUAAUACAAACUUGCAACGUCCAACUCAUUUGCAUUGUCGUUAUAAUACGACGACCACGCCCUUUCUGCGCAUUGCGCCACUUAAAAUGGAGGAGUUGAGCAUGAAUCCUUAUAUGGUUAUCUACCACGACGCUAUUUCCAACAAAGAAAUUGAAGUGCUGUUAAGUAAACAUUUGCAGUUUAAGCCCGCUUUAGUAUCGGAUGAACGCAUAAGUCAUCAACGCAGCGCCAAAGAUGUUGUAAUUGAUUAUUCUGACGCAACCGUUAAUCAGGCAAUUUAUGCAAGACUGCAGGAUAUGUCGGGCAUUGAGGAUAAAGGCACCAAAUUGCUUUCCUUAAUCAACUAUGGCAUAGGCGGACAUUACGAUUUGCACUUGGAUGCCUAUAACAGCAGCCAUGUUGGAGAACCAGAUCGCAUAGCUACCUUACUGUUCUAUUUGGGAAAUGUUGAAGCAGGCGGCGCUACCAUUUUCCCUAAUCUCAAGCUAACCAUCAAGCCGACAAAGGGCAGUGCGUUAUUCUGGCACAAUCUCAAGAGUGAUGGCAACAUACAUGAGAAUACACUACACGCUGCAUGUCCUGUAAUAGUAGGCUCCAAGUAUGUGCUAAGUAAAUGGAUUGAAAAUGUUUAGUUUCGAUUUUGAAAUAAAGCAAAUGUUCUUUAAUAUCACCC